AUGAUAAGCACUAUCAGCAGUGGCCCCACCGUUGAGGGAAUGAGCAACCGUUCAAUGAAGCAAUACAUGCACGCCGCACAGUUUCCUCAGGUAUUUGGCAUAGAGGUGAAUCGGCACCAUGAAGUACCAAAAGUUCAUUGGGAACCGAUCACAUUUUGCGAAGAGGAGGAAGAGGGAGUCCUCUAUCCCCACGACGACCCGAUGAUCAUCCGAGCAGAAAUUGCCGACUACGAUGUAGGACGAGUACUGAUCGAUACCGGGAGUUCCGUCAACCGGCAGUUGACACCUUUGUUAAGUUUCUCUGGGGACCUGGUCCAACCGAUCGGCAGUGUAAAACUGCCAAUUACCUUCGGUACCGCACCAAGGAAAACAACGGUAUACGAUCAGUUCCUCAUCGUUGAUUGCCCGACAGCGUACAACGUCAUAGUUGGACGAACGGCACUCACCAGGGUUAAGGCACAUCUUUCCCCUCACAUGCUAUUGAUGAAGUUCCCGACCCCCAACGGCACAGGAGCUGUCCGGGGAAAUCAGCUAAGUGCGCGGACUUGCUACGCCACGGCUCUCAAGGCAACCUCUUUCAAACUCCCCGACGAGACCAUGUCUGUGCAGGGGUUACUGAACGGUACGGGACCAGUUGACUACCCAAGAGACGAGUCCCCGACUCCUCACGCACAACCCGCCGAGGAACUGGAGACGGUAACCUUGAGCGAUGAACAGCCGGAUCGUCAGGUUAGAAUCGGCACAAGACUCACUCCUGCCCUCCGAACGCAAUUCAUAAAUUUCUUGCGGCACCAUUCGAAAGUGUUCGCAUGGUCGUAUGAAGAUAUGCCCGGCAUCGCCCCGGAGGUCAUCAGCCAUAAACUCAGCAUUUCCCCCGCUUAUAAGCCCGUAAGGAAGAAGCGCCGAUCGUACGAUGCCGAACGAUACGAAGCCAUGCGUACAGAGGUCGACAAACUUCAAACCAUCGGCUUCAUCAGAGAAGCUACGUAUCCGGUAUGGCUGACAAAUUCCGUGAUGGUGAGAAAGGCUACAGGCGGGUGGCGAAUGUGCCAAGACUAUACCGAUCUCAACAAGGCCUGUCCGAAGGACAGCUUUCCGUUGCCACGGAUAGACCAGCUUGUGGACGCUACUGCCGGCCACGAACUACUCAGCUUCAUGGACGCCUAUUCCGGCUACAAUCAGAUAUUCAUGCACCCUUCCGACAGCGAACACACCGCAUUCAUAACGGACAAAGGGCUGUACUGUUACAAUGUCAUGCCGUUCGGCUUGAAGAACGCCGGGGCAACAUAUCAGAGGCUUGUCAACAAAAUCUUCGCUGGAUACAUCGGCAACAUCAUGGAGACUACCGGAUGA
This is a messenger RNA of Prunus dulcis (almond), 1353 nucleotides long. RefSeq lists its product as uncharacterized. The transcript is spliced from 3 exons. NCBI's taxonomy places the organism in Eukaryota, Viridiplantae, Streptophyta, Magnoliopsida, Rosales, Rosaceae. The coding region runs from base 1 to 1353 and encodes 450 amino acids. The record is from RefSeq and is a predicted model, not a curated record.